UGUUAGUUUCGUCUAUGAAUCAGUAGCGUUUGAGGACUACAUACAUCACAUCGCAAAAAUUGAAAAUAUCUGAAUCAUGUUUCUUAAACUUGCAAUAAUUGCAUUAGCUGCUUUUAAUACAGCAUCAGCAGGCGACGACGUAUGGACCGGUUUCGUGGCUUCCUGGUCCUCGAACUCUUCCAGCCACUUCUAUCAACUCCCUCAGACGUUGGAAUCAGCUCAAAACCAAGGAUGGACCAACAUCUCGGGUGUCGAACAACCGGAUGGUGUUACAGCCCUCGGCUACUAUGGUGACUACAGACUUGUGGUCCUAUAUUCGGGCGAAACUGGUGCAGCAUGCGGGGUGCAAAUCGCGAUUUCAACGGAAGACGUCGACAAUACGGGUGAACCAAUGAUAUAUGCUAACAUUUCAGCAAUAACAACCAAAGUACUAGAAGGAGUCUCCUGCUACACGGUGACUGCGUAUUUUUCCAUCGAUGAAUCGUCUGGCAGUCGCAGAAUUUGGUUCCAGGAAAAAAAUUCACUGCACGAGAUACCGACAAACAUUUCAGAGGUCACAUCGAAAACGGAAUUCUAUGCGGGCAGCUGUGUUCCAACCAUGGGCAAUCACUACAACAAUAUGAACUCUACCUCUGACUGCUCCUACCUGUACCCGUGGUUUCUCUUGGGCUAUGGAGACAACGUAAUUGGCUUCGGCUUCCAAGGAUUCGGUAGCGGAACUUCUUCUUCCAAACGAACUUGGUGGGAAACCAUUCCACCAGCAAGUUUAGCGUAUGUUGUCCGUGAUCCACCAACUUGUGCGGUGAAUGCAAUAUACGAGUAUGGAGUCAUUUCUUUGCACAUUUGGUUAGUCGAUACUCCUCAGGACAUCACUUGCAGCUGAAGUUGGAUGGUCCAGAAACUAUAAGGCGAUGUAAUAUAUUUUAUAAAUGGAAUGAAACGUCUGCUAUUCGGCAAAAAAUAAACAGUCAUGAUAAAAAAAUUUUACUGUA
Molecule: messenger RNA, 992 nt
Organism: Neodiprion fabricii
Lineage: Eukaryota; Metazoa; Arthropoda; Insecta; Hymenoptera; Diprionidae
Exons: 7
Coding region: 77-883 (268 amino acids)
Source: RefSeq, a predicted model, not a curated record